UCUGUCUCAAGAAGGUUGCUUUCGACGAUGAGUAGGAGAAGCUUUUGGGACCGAGAGAGAUAACGCGAAUAUUUAUUGUUUUUUUUCUCUUGCAAAAUUUAUUUUUCAUGGAAGCAGUUGAUUCGUCACUUGCCAAGGAAGCAACACGAAAGAUGACGGCUAUGCCAGACACUGAUCAUGCAGAAAAUGCCGGGUCGUUGGAAGUUACCCAUUCUCAAGGAAACCCAGUUAAUUCUGUUACUGCUACAGCAGGUGAAGAGGUAGCAACACCACUUAGAGAAAAGUCACCUGAAAGUCCUUCAAACAUGGAUCUAGAGAGCACUCCAAAAGGCGCUUCAGAUGAAGCUGACACACCAGAUUCAGAUAUUCCAUUUCCUCCAGAGUUUGACAAGUUUUGGAAGGUAGUAGAAGAAAAUUCACAGGACUUCACAGGAUGGACUUACUUGCUGCAGUACGUAGAACAAGAGAAUCAUAUAGCAGCUGCGCAGAAGGCUUUUGAUGCAUUUUUCUCCUAUUACCCCUACUGCUAUGGCUAUUGGAAAAAAUAUGCUGAUCUUGAGAAACGUCAUGGGAAUAUUAAGCGUGCUGAAGAGGUGUAUCGACGAGGUCUCCAAGCAAUCCCUCUCAGUGUUGAUCUUUGGAUACAUUAUAUUAAUUUUUUAAAGGAAUCAUUGGAUUCAUCUGACUUAGACACUGACAGCAAGAUACGAGCAGUUUAUGAACAUGCUGUACUUGCAGCAGGUACAGACUUCCGUUCAGACAGACUUUGGGAGUCCUAUAUUAAUUGGGAAACAGAGCUGGGAAACUUAAGAGAAGUUACAAACAUCUAUGACAGAAUUCUUGGUAUUCCAACACAGCUAUAUAGUCACCAUUUUCAGAGGUUUAGAGAACAUGUACAGAACAACUUACCAAAACAGUUUUUAUCUGUUGAAGAGUUCAUAAAGCUGCGGCGAGAGCUGGCCUCUGUGAAUGGCCAUGGAGAGAUUGGUGCUAAACUAGAAAAUGAUAUUCCCCCAGGUAUUGAGGAUAUAGCAGACCCAGCAAAGCUUGUUACAGAAAUAGAAAAUAUGCGUCAUAGAGUACUAGAGAUGCGUCAAGAAGUCUUUAAUCACAACGAACAUGAAGUUAGCAAGCGAUGGACCUUUGAAGAAGGGAUCAAACGACCUUACUUCCAUGUAAAGCCCUUGGAAAAAUCUCAGCUCAAUAACUGGAAAGAGUACCUGGAUUUUGAAAUAGAGAAUGGAACACCCGAACGUGUUGUGGUUCUUUUUGAACGAUGCCUUGUGGCCUGUGCCCUGUAUGAAGAGUUUUGGAUAAAGUAUGCCAAGUAUUUGGAAAAUCACAGCAUCGAAGGAGUGAGACACAUCUUCAUGAAAGCAUGCACUAUACAUCUAACUAGAAAGCCCAUGGUCCAUUUGCUCUGGGCAGCCUUUGAAGAGCAGCAAGGAAAUAUAAAUGAAGCAAGACAAAUUUUGAAGACAUUUGAAGAAUCUGUACCAGGGCUGGCCAUGGUUCGUUUGCGGCGUGUAAGCCUUGAACGUCGUCACGGAAAUCUAGAAGAAGCAGAAAUUUUGCUUCGAGAUGCAAUCAACAAUGGUAGAACUAUUGCAGAGUCCUCGUUUUAUGCUGUUAAAUUGGCUCGGCUUCUUUUCAAAGUGCAUAAAAAUAUGCAGAAAGCACGGAAUGUACUGCUGGAUGCAAUAGAGAAAGACAAGCACAACCCUAAGCUGUACCUCAAUCUUCUUGAACUGGAGUUUAGUGGAGACUUAAGACAAAAUGAAGACCACAUCCUGAAAUGCUUUGACUCUGCGAUAAACAGCUUCCUACCAACAGAAACAAGAGUAAUAUUCUCACAAAGAAAAGUAGAAUUUCUGGAAGACUUUGGAGGUGAUGUGAACAAGUUAAUGGCAGCAUAUGAUGAACAUCAAAGACUUCUUAAAGAACAAGAUUCAUUAAAGAGGAAAGCAGAAAAUGGGUCAGAUGAGCCAGAAGAAAAGAAGCAACGUAUAGACGAUGCAAAUUUGACCUCUGGGCAGAUGAUGGGAGGUGACAUGCAAGUAAAUCAGUCAGCCUAUAAUUACAAUGCCUGGUACCAGUACAAUUAUCAGAAUCCUUGGAACUAUGGACAGUAUUACCCACCUCCUCCUACGUGAUUUGAAUUUGUUGGUGAUCCUGCCUGCAGCACUAUUGAGCCAUUGGUUUUUUUAAUGGAAGCUGCCAUUGGUUUCUGGAGUUUAAAAAAGGAAAACAAAGUGCAAUUUGGUUUUUGGUGCACACCAGUUUCUAAAGUUGAAGGAAUACGAUCUUAAGAUAAAAUCUUUAACAAAAAUGUUUCUUUUCCAAACACACACAUACACAAACACAUGUUGUUUUUCAUAAGGUGACCUUUUUUCAACAUUUUUACACGUUGUUAUUGGGUAGUAGGGAUUUCUUUUUUUAUUGUGACUUGGAAAAAUUUAAUUUCAUAAUAAAAGAGAAAUUAUGGGGAA
Polypterus senegalus (gray bichir) is the source of this 2489-nucleotide messenger RNA. RefSeq names its product PRP39 pre-mRNA processing factor 39 homolog (yeast) (gene prpf39). Gene Ontology annotation, molecular function: protein binding. Gene Ontology annotation, biological process: mRNA 5'-splice site recognition; RNA processing. The record is from RefSeq and is a predicted model, not a curated record. Lineage: Eukaryota; Metazoa; Chordata; Cladistia; Polypteriformes; Polypteridae. Bases 108 to 2153 code for a protein of 681 amino acids. The transcript has 14 exons. Gene Ontology annotation, cellular component: U1 snRNP; U2-type prespliceosome; commitment complex.